UACAACGUCGCACAGGAAAUCCCGAAUAAUAUUAUUUAAGUCGCGGUCAACACGAGAUAACAUAAACUUUGCUAUAUUAAAGUAUAUUAUUAUAUUAAAUUCACACUAAGUUGCUAACUAGUCUCAAGUAAACAUGGUUGAAAUACACUAUCCUCUUGCUGUGUUUUUUAUCUGUUAUCUGAUGGCAAUGGUAACGGUUGGAGAUAAACUACCGCCGCCCUUGGUCAGUCAAAGUUGUAAAAAAAUUGGAAUUUGUGAAACAGUCGCUAACUAUCCAACUUUAUUAGCAAGGAAACUAAUUCAAGAACUUAAGAACAACAAUACCAUAUUUACUAGUGACAAUGAAGACGACAUCAGCGAACUUAAUAACUAUCAAUUACGCCGUGCAUACAAUACGAAGAUUUAUCAAAGUGGUACAUUUUCGAAAUGGUUGGACACUCCCAGAACAGAGUUUAGAAUUUCAGAUCUUGAUGAAGAUUAUUUUGAUGAAAGCGAUGACGAAAUAAAACUUUGUGAAUCCAUUGUUCAGUAUAAACGUCCUCUACUUGCUGAAAAUAGAAACAAUACGUGGGAAUACAUAUUAAAUGACAAAGUCCAUCCAGUUCAACAAUAUCGUACUGUAAUUUGCAAGACUUCAAAUUCAAGGUGCUCUCAGAAACUUAGACCAGCACCAAACUACGAAGCUACAUGCAUACAAAAGUGGACCUUUAAAGAAAUGUAUUAUAUUGAUAAAGAACAACAGGUUGCAAAAGCCUAUUUUAAAGUUCCGACAUGUUGCUCUUGUAAAUUAUUUCAUUUGAAUUAAUAUUAAUAUAAUU
Nymphalis io (European peacock) is the source of this 818-nucleotide messenger RNA. Its product is annotated as neurotrophin 1-like. Gene Ontology annotation, molecular function: growth factor activity; Toll binding. The record is from RefSeq and is a predicted model, not a curated record. NCBI's taxonomy places the organism in Eukaryota, Metazoa, Arthropoda, Insecta, Lepidoptera, Nymphalidae. The coding region runs from base 134 to 805 and encodes 223 amino acids. Gene Ontology annotation, biological process: innate immune response; central nervous system formation; regulation of Toll signaling pathway. Gene Ontology annotation, cellular component: extracellular region. The transcript is spliced from 7 exons.